Messenger RNA from Ciona intestinalis (vase tunicate), 3759 nucleotides. Its product is annotated as DNA polymerase subunit gamma-1-like. The record is from RefSeq and is a predicted model, not a curated record. NCBI's taxonomy places the organism in Eukaryota, Metazoa, Chordata, Ascidiacea, Phlebobranchia, Cionidae. Gene Ontology annotation, molecular function: 3'-5' exonuclease activity; DNA binding; DNA-directed DNA polymerase activity. Gene Ontology annotation, biological process: mitochondrial DNA replication. Gene Ontology annotation, cellular component: gamma DNA polymerase complex; mitochondrion.
UACGUUAAGAACUACGAUGAUAUCGAAAUAUAAAACGUUGUGGAACUUACGUCCUUACAAUAGGAGUAUUUGGAAAAACAAUUCAAUGCUAAAAUACAGGAAUAUUUCAUCUUCUGAGGCAAAAGUUAAAAAAGAUACGACUUCAAGAUAUAACAAAUUUGGAAUUCAGAUGUUACCAGAAAAAUUACACAAGCAAAUUUUUAAAGAAACGAGAAUAAAAGACGAGAAUCCGAAACAAAUUCAGCAAAGCAUUGAACAUUUGGAUAAGUUUGGUCUGUGGGGUAAGGAGCAGGAAUCUCUGCCUGAUUAUGACGUCACAUUGCCGAAAUUAUAUGGUAACAAUGUGAAUGAACAUUUUGAAAAUGUUGCUUCUGAGCAAAGUAGGCCUUAUAGGGAAGCUUUGAACAAAUUAGUAAAAAAUGAGCUUCCUAAUAUGCCGGGCCUUGAUGACUGGGUGGAUCAACCAGGGUGGACAAGAUACACUUAUUUUAAUGGUAAAUUAAUGACUGAACCUGUGGAAUACCCGGCUGGUGAUGCUGUUGUGUUCGAUUGUGAAGUUUUGGUAAGUGCAAGUGAAGCACCGAUAAUGGCAGUGGCUGCUUCUACAGAUGCUUGGUUUUCAUGGAGUAGCUCAUGCUUAAAACAGGAGGAUCCUAGAAUGGAGGCGAACCUAGAAUCCAUGAUACCCAUUGAGUCAGCGGUACACGUUAAAGAAAAUUGUACAGAAUGCAAACUUGUAAUUGGGCACAAUGUGGGCUAUGAUAGGGCGAGAAUUCAAGAGCAAUAUUAUUCUCAAUUGACCAAUGUAAGGUUCUUGGAUACAAUGAGUAUGCAUAUAGGUGUCAGCGGUUUUAAUUUUCAGCAACGGGUUUUGUCACAAGCCACAAGGUCUGAGGUUGGGGAGAAUUUUGUUUCUGGAUCUUCUGCGUUUGAUAAUGAUUGGGUGUCAAUGGGGACCACUAAUGCAUUGAAAGAAGUUCAUAAGUUUUACUGUGGGAAAACAUUAGAUAAGGAAUUAAGGGAUGUUUUCGUGACCGGUAACAUUAAAGAUGUGAGAGAGAAUUUUCAAGAGCUAAUGUGGUAUUGUGCUAAAGAUGUACAAGCUACGUAUAACGUGCUGGCAAAGUUGACUCCUUUGUUUUUUGAUCGUUUUCCGCACCCUGUUACUUUUGCAGGAAUGCUUGAAAUGGGCCAGAUGUAUUUACCUGUGAAUAACAACUGGUUCAGGUACAUACGGUCAUGUCAGGACCAAUACAACAGCUUAAACUUGGAACUGGAAAAACAUUUGACAGGUUUAGCAAGCGACGCAUGUCACUAUGCUGUCAAUGAGAAAUAUAAAACAGAUAAAUGGCUGUGUGACCUGGACUGGACCACCCGUCCGUACAAAUUGUUAACUAAACCACGAAAAGGUUGGGUGGCAAAGGAAAAACCUGAUUUAAAAGUAAAAUCCUAUCUUUUACCGUUGGACUACAAUACUGAGGAAUUAAAGUUCUUGGGUAAAUCUAUUAGAAAGGAACGAAAAAAGCUUGAUUUGAUUGAAAAACUGAAUGAAACUGCAAACAGAUUGCCGCUGGUUAAACCUCAUAUGCCAGGUGCUCCUAAGUGGUACAGUGAGCUGUGUGUGCCUGAGAAAGAUCAAAACUGGAAGCCAGGAGCUACAUUGCUUUCUACCCUCACUAGAGUGACUCCCAGACUUCUACGUUUGAUGUGGCAGGGAUGUCCUCUUUACCAUGUGAAGGAUUAUGGAUGGGGGUAUUUGUGUCCGGAUCAAACUGCUCCUCCAGUUGAGAAAAAGGUUGAAGAUGAGGAUUUAUUGAAAGAAGUCGAUCAAGAAUCAUGGAACAAACAGGAGGUGCAAAGCAACCAUACGCCUGCGGAAAACAUCGAAGGACUUCCAGAUGGUUACACAUUUCAUAGACUUCCCCAUGCAGAAGGUGCUGGGAAAAAUGUUGGGAGUCCGCUGUCUAGGGAUUUUAUAUCGCAUGUUGAAAGUGGAUUACUGAGCUCUUAUAACCCAUUAGAUGCCCUGAGAUGUUUGGAAAUCAACAAAAUAACAUCUUACUGGCGAUCGUCGCAAAAACGAGUUUUGAAUCAAAUUGUAGUGGAAGUUGCUAACGAUAAACGAAGAGAUUGUAAUAAUACACCAAAUGAGUUUAACAAUAAAGAUAUGGCCUACAGUGCUAUCGUUCCUCAAGCUAUCGUGUGUGGUGCUGUUUCUCGUAGGGCGGUGGAACGCGUAUGGCUUACUGCUAGUAACCCGCAGUUGGAUCGUAUUGGUAGUGAGUUAAAAGCAAUGGUACAAGCGCCGCCUGGGUUUUGUUUUGUCGGUGCCGACGUUGACUCGCAGGAGUUAUGGAUUGCCUCGUUGCUCGGCGAUGCGUCUUCUGCGAAAGAACAUGGAUGCACAGCGCUCUCUUGGAUGACGCUACGCGGUAAUAAAAAGGAAGGUACCGACCUACACAGCACUACAGCGGCGUCAAUCGGGAUAUCUCGGGAUCAGGCGAAGGUUUUCAAUUACGGUCGUAUGUAUGGUGCUGGAAAGAAAUCAUCGCUUCGAAGUUUAAUGCAGUUUAAUAAGGAUCUAUCAAGGGAAGAAUGCAUUGCUAAAGUGAAUAAGUUGUACGGUAUAACGAAAGGUGAGGUACAGUAUAAGCUAAGCCGUGAUGCGCUAUGGAUUAUUCAGAAAACCGGCAUUGAAUUAAACUCUGAAGCGAUGACGAGCGGUUACGCGUCAUUUGAUGACGUCACGCUUAUUCAGAAUGUUGCGAACGAAGCGUCGAACUAUACAGCCAGAAUAAACCGGAAUGAUCUGGUUUGUGGUAGGCGUUGGCACGGCGGAAUAGAGUCCCAUAUGUUCAACAAAGUAGAAGAAAUAUCGAACAGCAAGACUCCAAAAACGCCUGCACUUGACUGCAAAAUCAGCCGCGCGCUUGAGCCGGGCAAAGUGAACGGAAAUUUCGUAACUACUCGCAUGAACUGGGUCGUUCAAAGCUCGGCUGUUGAUUAUUUGCACCUACUGCUCGUAUCAAUGCGGUGGUUGAUUGAAAAAUACAAACUAGACUGCAGAUUCGUGUUAAGCAUACAUGAUGAGGUCCGUUAUAUGUCCAGUUAUGAACAUCGCCACAAAACUGCGCUUGCCCUGCAAAUUUCGAACCUUUUAACGCGUUCUAUGUUCGCCUACAAGCUGGGUAUGGACGACUUGCCUUUGGGAGUUGCAUUUUUUAGCUGCAUAGAAGUGGAUAGUGUGGUUCGAAAAAGCGCCGACGAUGAUUGCGUAACACCCUCUAACUCUGAGGGUUUAUCAGCAAGAUACGGAAUACCACUGGGCGAAUCUUAUGACGUUAAUGAAAUAUUAAAAGCCACAAAUAACGGCCAAUUUCAUUAAUCUUUUUUAAUAUUACUAGCAAUUUCUUUUUAUACUAUGUUGUUACUGCCAUACUUUAACAAAUACAGCACUUCUGGCAAUUUAUUAUUUUUCUGCUUACCACUGUUUUGACAUGUUCAGGUCACUUUUUAACAAAACACAAAGUUAAUUGCCAGAAUAACUUUGUUGAAUAAACAUGUUCUUGCGUUUCAAUUUUUUAUCGUCUUCUUUAUGUUGCAAGUUUUAGUUCGAUUUUUAACUCAUUUUUUGGUCCCUUUUUAACUUUAAUUUUCAGGAUAUUAGUCUUAUACUUGUAUCUUCGUUAUUAAUAAUGGUUUUAGUUCAUUAUGUUCAUAAUCGUGUGAUUUUAUUUGAAAUACCAACAGACGUUUUGA